Messenger RNA from Monascus purpureus, 2113 nucleotides. NCBI's taxonomy places the organism in Eukaryota, Fungi, Ascomycota, Eurotiomycetes, Eurotiales, Aspergillaceae. The record is from the annotation of a GenBank genome assembly.
AUGAAGGACGCCGUCUCGAAGUUCCUCCUGGCAUUGGGCCUGGUAGGGGCUAGCCUUGCCUCUCCCGCGCAUAGAGACGAGGUGAUACGUUUCCAUGGGCCUUUUGAGGUCACAGCCGACUCUCUGCAUAACAUCCAUGUGGAGUUCACUGAAGAUUCGUUCGAGGGGGAAGUCAAGCUGGUCUAUGGCGAUUGUGAGAUGACUCAUGCACACAAGGCGCAUCAUCACAUCGGAAGCGUCUUCGUUCGAAGAGACGAACGACCAGAACGAUUCGUCUGGACUACACCGUCUGAUGCGCCGCAUGCACACUGUCUGCAUGCCUUCUCAGGGACGACUCGCGUGGGCCGCUCUUCACCCAUCACCAUCACUUCUUCCCCGGUGUACAAGCGGCAAAGCAUUGCAGAUGUAGCCGACGCGCUGGGCCCCUGGUUCGACGGCGUCGCAUACAUGAAGUCGAAGAAUAACAGCGCCGCGUUCGUGUCCAGGGCGAAGAACUCUUCUGUCGCUAUUGUGGGCGGUGGCAUGUCCGGAUUGAUGACCAGCCUUCUUCUUUCGUCCGUUGGCAUGCAUAACUGGCAUAUCAUCGAAUCGUCACAACGCGUCGGCGGCCGCGUCAGGACACAUUACUUCAACAAUACCCGUCCAGAUGAGUACCAGUAUCAGGAAAUGGGUCCUAUGCGCUUCCCCGUCAGCGUGACUUAUGCCGGGACGAACGAGACGAUUGAGAUCAAAGACCACAGGAUGGUCUUCCAGCUGGGCGAUGUCUUGAAUAAGAUAAACGCCGGCAAUCCCGAGCUGGCUGUUAACUUCAUUCCAUGGACACAAAAUGGACUUAACCUGCCUGCUGAUUCUGGUGGUGUUCGUCUCCCUGAUGGCCGUAUCCCAACGGUGGCUGAUAUUAAGGCCGACUCGGCGCUUUCAUACACGCCUCCCCCACAGAAUGCUACGGCUGUUGCGGACGCUGAAGCUGCUGCUGAAAACUACACUAAAAUCAAUGAUAUCAACACGAUGAGGAAUCUCGCCGCGAAUGUUUACAAGGCGCACAAGGAGGCCGUGGAGAAUGGCCUGUUCGACUGGUCCGAGGCGGGAUAUCUGCGGUACGCCCUGGGUUACAGCGCGAACACCACGGACUACGUUGCUGGAACGGCUGAUUAUCCCAUCUGGGAGGAUUACUACGAGAACACGUACUUUGCGGCGACCGCAUGGCGCACGAUCGACAAGGGACUCGAUUCUCUCCCUCGCGCCUUCUACCCGCACGUUGCCAAUAAGACCACCUUCGGCCGCCAGGUAGAAGGUCUAUCGUACGAUGAAAGCACCGGGAAGAUUGCCGUCAACUGGCGGGAGGAUCCUAUGCAACUGAUACCAGAAAGCGAGGAAUAUGACUAUGCUGUUGUUGCCGUGCCGUUCAGCAAAGUCAGACUGUGGAACUUGCCCCACUACUCGUCCUUGCUCAGCCGGGCAAUCUCUACAAUGAACUAUGAGCCAGCGUGCAAGAUGGCCCUCCACUACCGGUCUCGCUUCUGGGAACAUACGGAGAACCCAAUUUUCGGUGGCUGUGGUUCGGUAGACGUUGCUGGCGUUGGCAAUGUUUGCUACCCCUCGUACCAGAUAAACAGCACGGGCCCAGGUGUCGUUCUGGCUUCAUAUGCUAGCGGAACACCCGCUCGCUCAGCUGCAGCUUUGAGUACUGAAGAUCAUGUUGCCCUGAUCCAACGUACUAUGGUGGAGAUCCACGGCGAAGUGGCAGCAAAGGAAUACACUGGUCUAUACUUCCGUCAAUGCUGGGAGGUCGAUGAAUGGCAGGCAGGAGCAUGGGCUGCACCCCUUGUUGGACAGCAGGAGCUUUACCUUCCUGCGUACUACCAGACCGAAUUCAAGACGAUCUUCGUUGGAGAGCACACCAGUUAUACUCACGCGUGGAUCUUCUCUGCUCUCGACUCGGCUGUACGUGGGACGACGCAGUUGCUGCUGGAUCUUGGGCUGGUGGACGAAGCGAAAUCCAUCGUUGACGAGUGGAUGGGCCGUUGGAUUUCGCUGUAGAUGAAUCAGACGGACGGUGGGGAGGAGGAUGCUCCCACCCUCGCAAAAUGUGUACAUAGACAGCAAAAUAACC